Molecule: messenger RNA, 993 nt
Organism: Vitis riparia (riverbank grape)
Lineage: Eukaryota; Viridiplantae; Streptophyta; Magnoliopsida; Vitales; Vitaceae
Product: GDSL esterase/lipase At5g62930
Exons: 6
Coding region: 21-749 (242 amino acids)
Molecular function (GO): hydrolase activity, acting on ester bonds
Source: RefSeq, a predicted model, not a curated record
UCUCUAGGAGCUACCUCACAAUGAGGCCUCAAAUCGUGCUGUUUGGGGAUUCGAUCACAGAGCAAUCAUUCAGAUCAGGUGGAUGGGGUGCGGCUCUCGCCGACACCUACUCUCGCAAGGCUGAUAUAGUGUUGCGUGGAUAUGGUGGAUACACCAGUAGACUGGCAUUGUUCUUGUUACAAUACCUUUUUCCUCUGGGCUCUACAAAACCUCCUGUUGCAACAACAGUUUUCUUUGGGGCAAAUGAUGCAGCUCUUGCAGGGAGGACCAGUGAACGGCAGCAUGUUCCUGUUGAAGAGUACAAGGAAAAUCUCAGGAGAAUAGUCCAUCAUUUGAAGGAGUGCUCUUCCACCAUGCUUGUAGUGCUUGUAACUCCACCACCUGUUGAUGAAGAAGGGCGUAUGCAAUAUGCAAAAUCUUUGUAUGGUGAGAAAGCAAUGGAGCUGCCUGAAAGAACAAAUGAUAUGGCUGGAGUUUAUGCAAGGCAGUGUGUCGAGUUAGCUAGGGAACUGGGUCUUCCUUCCAUCAACCUAUGGUCCAAGAUGCAGGAAACAGAGGGUUGGCAGAAAAAAUUCCUCAGUGAUGGGCUGCAUCUGACAGCAGAAGGCAAUGCAGUGGUCUACCAAGAAGUUGAAAGAGUGUUGAGGGAAGCAUGGCUUCCGGCUUCAGAAAUGCCAAAUGAUUUUCCUCACCAUUCACUAAUAGAUUGGAAGCACCCUGAGAAAACUUUCCAGCAACAAUGCAUCUGAUUUCUACAUGGCCUUUUGGUAGAAUUGAUUCUUAAACCCCUUCAUUCUCUUGAAGGGCCUUUUUGGGUUUCUCCAAUUCUAUUCCAGAUUACUUCUCCAGGUGAUUCUACUAUUCAGACAUAUUGUGUUUUUCCUUGCAUUGGGUUCAUUUCUUAUGGAACAAUCACAACCCCUAGAGCUUUCCUCUGAGAUUUUAAUGAAAAUGGUGCAAGUACUUGAUAUUUGGUAUUUCCAGUUUGUGAAA